AUGCCUCAGGCAGCUCUAACAGAGACUGAGGAGAGAAUCAACAUGCAGCCAAACUCCUCGACUCAUGAUGUCAUCACUGAUCCAGAGAGUCACGCUCUAGAUUUAAACAUGAUGCUGCAGGACAUCACACCUCCUGGUCCUCCUCCUGGUCCUCCUCCUGAUCCUCCUCCUGAUCCUCCUCAAGAUCCUCCUGGUCCUCCUGAUCCUCACCACAGAGACAAACACAGGAAGGUUUCCUCUGAUCUCUGCAGGACGUCACCUGCUGCUGCUGCUGUUCAGCUCCAGCUCCGUCCACAGGGACUGAAGGAGCAGCAAGCCACGAUUAGUGACCAGGACCAGGACCAGAACCCAGAACCCAGGACCCAGGAGCCAAGACCCGGGACCCAGGACCAGGACCCAGGACCAGGACCAAGGACCCAGGACCAGGACCCAGGACCCAGGAUCCAAGACCCAAGACCCAAGACCCAGGACCAGGACCCAGGACCAGGACCAAGGACCCAGGACCAGGACCCAGGACCCAGGAUCCAAGACCCAAGACCCAAGACCCAGGACCAGGACCCAGGACCAGAACCCAGGACCAGGACCCAGGACCAGGACCCAGGACCAGGACCCCCCUCUGUCAGCCUGAUUCAGCUGCAGGAAAUGAAACAGGAACGAGGAGCCCCAAUAAGCCUCCACCCUCAACCUCCACCUCCACCCUCAACCUACACCCUGCAUCCUCCACCCUGCACCCUCCACCCUGCACCCUACAUCCUCCACCCUCCACCCUGCAUCCUCCACCCUGCAUCCUCCACCCUACACCCUACAUCCUCCACCCUGCACCCUACAUCCUCCACCCUGCACCCUGCAUCCUCCACCCUGCACCCUACAUCCUCCACCCUGCACCCUACAUCCUCCACCCUGCAUCCUCCACCCUACACCCUACAUCCUCCACCCUGCACCCUACAUCCUCCACCCUGCACCCUGCAUCCUCCACCCUGCACCCUACAUCCUCCACCCUGCACCCUACAUCCUCCACCCUGCACCCUCCACCCUGCAUCCUCCACCCUGCACCCUACAUCCUCCACCCUGCACCCUCCACCCUGCAUCCUCCACCCUGCACCCUACAUCCUCCACCCUGCACCCUGCAUCCUCCACCCUGCAUCCUCCACCCUACACCCUACAUCCUCCACCCUGCACCCUACAUCCUCCACCCUGCACCCUGCAUCCUCCACCCUGCACCCUACAUCCUCCACCCUGCACCCUACAUCCUCCACCCUGCACCCUCCACCCUGCAUCCUCCACCCUGCACCCUACAUCCUCCACCCUGCACCCUCCACCCUGCAUCCUCCACCCUGCACCCUACAUCCUCCACCCUGCACCCUGCAUCCUCCACCCUGCAUCCUCCACCCUACACCCUACAUCCUCCACCCUGCACCCUACAUCCUCCACCCUGCACCCUGCAUCCUCCACCCUGCACCCUACAUCCUCCACCCUGCACCCUACAUCCUCCACCCUCCACCCUACAUCCUCCACCCUGCACCCUCCAUCCUCCACCCUGCACCCUACACCCUCCACCCUGCACCCUCUACCCUGCACCCUCCGCCCUACAUCCUCCACCCUGCACCCUCCACCCUACAUCCUCCACCCUCAUCCUCCACCCUACACCCUCCACCCUACAUCCUCUACCCUGCACCCUCCACCCUGCACCCUCCACCCUACAUCCUCCACCCUCAUCCUCCACCCUCCACCCUGCACCCUACACCCUCUAGCCUCCACCCUGCACUCUCCACCCAGCUCCCCCAAGCCUCCACCCUGCAACCUCCACGCUACACCCUCAUCUUCCAUCCUGCACUCUCCACCCUCCACCCAGCUCAUCUGGAAGUGCCCUCCACCCUCAACCUCAUCCUCCACCCUCAACCUCCACCCUGCACCCUCAUCCUCCACCCUUCACCCUCCACUCUCAACCUCCACCCUCAACCUCCACCCUACACCCUCCACCCUCAACCUCCACCCUGCACCCUCCACUCUCAACCUCCACCCUCAACCUUCAUCCACCACCCUGCAUCCUCCACCCUCAACCUCCACCCUGCACCCUCAACCUCCACCCUGCACCCUCCACCCUCAACCUCCACCCUCAACCUCCACCCUGCACCCUCAUCCUCCACCCUCAACCUUCAUCCACCACCCUGCAUCCUGCACCCUCAUCCUCCACCCUCAACCUUCAUCCUCCACCCUGCACCCUCAUCCUCCACCCUCAACCUUCAUCCUCCACCCUGCACCCUCAUCCUGCACCUUCCACCCUCAACCUUCAGCCUGCACCCUCAUCCUCCACCCUCAUCCACCCUGCACCCUCACCCUCCACCCGUCUUCCUCCACCCUCAACCUUCAUCCUUCACCCUGCACCCUCAUCCUCCGGCCUCCGGCCUCCAGCCUCAACCUCCACCCUGCAGCCCCUACCCCCUCCAUAUAUGGAGGGGGUAG
Centropristis striata (black sea bass) is the source of this 2463-nucleotide messenger RNA. Its product is annotated as basic proline-rich protein-like. The transcript has 5 exons. Lineage: Eukaryota; Metazoa; Chordata; Actinopteri; Perciformes; Serranidae. The record is from RefSeq and is a predicted model, not a curated record. Bases 1 to 2463 code for a protein of 820 amino acids.